AUGCCCAACCCACGCCUCUUUCUCGACUUCGCCAUCGACUCUGCGCCCGCAGCCAGAGUCGUCUUCGAGCUCUUCGCCGACACCGCACCGAAUACCGCAGAAAACUUCCGCGCCCUGUGCACCGGUGAGAAGGGCCUCUCGCCCCUCUCCGACCGCCCGCUCUACUACAAGAGCAGCAUCAUCCAUCGCUCUAUCCAGGGCUUCAUGAUCCAGGGUGGAGACUUCACCAAGCGCAAUGGCACUGGUGGCGAAUCCAUCUAUGGCGGCACGUUCCCGGACGAAGACCUCACCCGCCCACUCGACUCUGAGGGCCUCCUCUGCAUGGCCAACAAGGGCCCCAACACCAAUGGCUCCCAGUUCUUUGUCACGCUGCGGGAAUGCCCCCAUCUCAACGGCAGACACGUCGUGUUCGGACGCGUCAUUCGUGGCUACGAUGUCAUACAAAAGAUAGCGGACGUUCCUACAGACGCGAAGGAUCGCCCGACCGUGCCCAUCACUAUCGUCAACUGCGGGGAGCUUGUUCUCAAGAGUAAGGUCCAAUCUCAGGAGCCUGAACCAAAAGCUGCGUCACCCACGUCGGAAAGCGAAAGCGAACGUCCCGACGACGAGCGCAGACAUCGCAAGAAGCGUGGGCGCCACCGCUCCUACAACUCGGACGACGACCGCGACUCUGUGGCUGGUGAUGACUCCGACCGCGAAAAGAGACACCCAAAAAAGUCCAAGCACAAGCACGCAUCCAAGGACAAGGACAAGUCAAAGUCAAAGGGUAAGAAAGACAAGGAACGCGACCAGUUGCCCUCAAGGACGCCAACCAUGCCCAUGCCUCCUGGGGAGGAGACGGAGGAGCAAUACGAUGCGCGGCUGGAACGCGAGGAGAAGGAGCGACUCGAAGAGGCUAAGCGGCGAGAGUUGGAGAGGCUGCGGCGAAGGCUGGAGGAACAGGAGGCCAGCGAGUCGAACAAUGGGGUGCGGUUCAAAGGACGUGGGCGAAUGAAAUACGUCGACCCAGAAAUGAGAGGCCAUCGAGAUAUGUAA
Messenger RNA from Rhodofomes roseus, 1035 nucleotides. Its product is annotated as cyclophilin-like domain-containing protein. Gene Ontology annotation, cellular component: intracellular membrane-bounded organelle. The transcript is spliced from 7 exons. Gene Ontology annotation, molecular function: peptidyl-prolyl cis-trans isomerase activity. Gene Ontology annotation, biological process: protein peptidyl-prolyl isomerization. NCBI's taxonomy places the organism in Eukaryota, Fungi, Basidiomycota, Agaricomycetes, Polyporales, Fomitopsidaceae. The record is from RefSeq and is a predicted model, not a curated record. The coding region runs from base 1 to 1035 and encodes 344 amino acids.